UUUGGAAUUUUUUCUUGGGUGGAUGUCCGGAAUCCGACACACAUUCUUCCUCGUUCACCUGUCCGUCUUGGCUCUUUUGGUUGCAAAAGAUGCCUCUCCUGCUGCCGCGCUCGAGCAGAAAGCGAUGCACUCCAUCGAGGUCCGCAUACACACGGAGGAUCACCACUUCGCCACAACAAGUGUGCGUCUGUCUGUCUGUCUGUACGUGUGUGUGAGUGACUGCAGGACAUGUUAUGCUUUAUCUUCCCCGAGACCUGCCCUCUGCCACUCACUCCGUAGGCGCACGAGUGACCACACAAGCGAAGCAAACGCUGGUGCUGUCCCCAUUCCAGGUCGCCGUUCCUCACUGCGCGGCACUUGAGUUACGAGCCAGGUGAGAGAGGCUGGCUACUAGAGGUGCCCGACUGUCGAUGCCCGCUUCAUCAGACAUGAGCGACGAGUUCGACAGCAGGGGAUUGAAUGAGUCCAGAUGGGAUCUGCGAAGAGACGAUUGCGGCAUCGGCAAUGACACGAUCUGCUCCCCUGAGAAUGUGAUGGUCGAGGGAGGUCUCCUCAAGCUCAGGGGGAGGCUGGAUGGUCCUCUGGCCCUUGGUGCUGGCAUUGUCGCGAAAACGCCGAUGACGCAUGGCGCGUGCGAGGUGAAGCUGCGCUUUAAGGACAGGUGAGCACAGCAGAAGCAAAUCGUCCGUGGGAAAUAUGGCAACGUACAAUGUGUUUGUCCAGAUUUGGGUGGCACGAGGUGGGCAGAUACACUUCACAGUGUCUGUAUGUGGGCCUCUGCAUCUACCUGGCUCCCCGCUUGCAGGCUGCGUGGGCGAGGGGCGUCCCUGCAAUGGCAUCUCGUGGGGACUUCGAUUGGGGAGCAUUCAAUCGGCUAGAGAUUGACAUGUUCGAAGUACGACACAGACGGCACAUAUGGAUGGCACACAUGAUGGCUCUCUGCGUCUUUCGUAAGGCCGUGUGUUGCGCGUGUCUUGUUUAGAAUUGGUUCAACGGGCACAUGACGCAAGGGGGCUACAUGUGGCUGGGAGAGGAGGAAACAGCACGAGCAAUGGACAAGCCCUUUUUCCGCGCCGAAGGCAAGACAUUCGUCGGCCACCUGCCUUUCACAGGCAACGACUAUCCUUACUCAGCUAUCCCUCGUCCCCACAAGUGGCACAUCUACGGGUAUGAAGCGAAUGAUAAGUAUUGGGCCUUCUAUAUCGGCGGCAAGCUCAUGUACGGGGGCAAGAAAGAGAUUAUCGACGUAAGGGACAUCUACUCUCUUCCAAACUUCCGCCCACAAGUGAGCGACUCAGUGACCUACUCGGGCUGAGUAGGUGUGUAUUGUGUGUGUCUUGAUCAGCAUUUUGUCAUGUUCAACGUCUUAGCGACGAAGGGUCAGUCUCUGCGUGACGGUAUCGAGCCUACCGCUGGCAUGGACGUAGAUUGGGUCCGAUGCUACUCCUACAAUGAUCAGGAGGGAGCCGCCAGCGCCCACAUGUCGGGCAUUUGGGAGACCUAUCCCCGGCUGAUGCCGGAAUGCAUCAGCGAUCCUACGCGCGUGGAUGACCCGGAGUGGACCAACGGUUCAUGCAGGUCGGCACGAGACACAGAGACAGAGAUAGAUAGCCACUCAGCAACAGAGACAUGCUGUCACGCUCAUGAGAUUUCGCGCAUGGAUGUUUCAGGAGGCAAGACGUGGUCGCUGGGGCCGGCCCUGAUGGUGGCCAGACAGCCACAUGGUACCAGCUGGCCAUUAAACUGAUGCAACGCUUGCGGAACGAGACUGGGAUGACUUCUGAGGACAUCGCGCCUAUUUGCCAGCAGCUGGACGGGGGCAGGGGCGAGCGGCGUGUGACGAUGGGCAAUGAGUCGUGGGUGCCGCUCGCGUAUGCCGUUUGUGCAAGCAGGGUGCUCCCGCGUGCCCUAAAAUGAUCGUUGUACGGCUAAUCGGCAGCAUUUGUGUUUUCUGUGCGUUUUCCCGGCUUUCAUAUAUUUGUGUAGAGUGCCCCUUUGAGAACCCCAAUAGGGGUUGGCGUUUUUGUAUUUUGUGCACGUGCUGUGCUUGCAAGCUGCUGGUGGAUGGGGUGAAUGCGUGUAUGCACAAAGAUGCAUUCUGCAGUUUGCUUGACAAUGAUAGAGAUACAUUGAGAUAUGUCCCGUCAGGCACGGAAUUAUUAAUGCACA
Molecule: messenger RNA, 2169 nt
Organism: Vitrella brassicaformis
Lineage: Eukaryota; Vitrellaceae
Source: the annotation of a GenBank genome assembly